Labrus mixtus (cuckoo wrasse) is the source of this 7713-nucleotide messenger RNA. Its product is annotated as plexin A3. NCBI's taxonomy places the organism in Eukaryota, Metazoa, Chordata, Actinopteri, Labriformes, Labridae. The record is from RefSeq and is a predicted model, not a curated record. Gene Ontology annotation, biological process: regulation of cell shape; positive regulation of axonogenesis; semaphorin-plexin signaling pathway involved in axon guidance. Gene Ontology annotation, molecular function: semaphorin receptor activity. The coding region runs from base 583 to 4110 and encodes 1175 amino acids. The transcript is spliced from 26 exons. Gene Ontology annotation, cellular component: semaphorin receptor complex.
CUUCAUGACAUCACAAAGGGCAGUAGCCCCUCCCCCAGGUGGGUGACACUCCCACAGCUAGCUGUUUGUUCUGCCCUCUGAGUCUGCCUUCUCACCGUAAACAAUAGGACAUGGAGCGAGAAAGACCGAGUACACCCAAGCCCUUCCAGAGAGGGGGCGUGGUCAGACGCAGCUCAUUUACAUAUUUAAAGGUACAGACACAGAAACAGCCUGUUCUGAGCAGGACUGAAAUAGAGGGGUUUAUAGACAUGAUCAAAUACAGGAUCAGAGUGGAUUUAGAACAAGACACUUCACACACAUGUUGAAGAGGAGCUCUGACACUUAUUUACACUGAAGAAGAAGAGAAGGAGAUGAGACCUUUAACUGCAGAGAUCUAUUGAGGGAUUAGAGACAGCUGGCCAAUCAGAAUCAAGUAUUUAACACAGCUCUUAUUUAAACUGGUUGAAGAGGAGAAUAUGUAUUCAUGCGCUUCUCGGAUGGUCCCACAUACCCGUUUUUCUUUCUUCUGACCUCUCUCUCUCUCUUUUCCUGCAGGGCUGUCCUCAGAUCCUCCCCACCUCUGACAUCCUGGUCCCGGCCGGAAUGGUUCGUCCAAUCACGCUGCGGGCUCGUAACCUCCCCCAGCCUCAGUCGGGUCAGAAGAACUACGAGUGUGUGUUCAACAUCCAGGGCAAAGUCCAACGCAUCCCCGCCGUCCGCUUCAACUCCUCCUGCAUCCAGUGUCAGAACACCUCGUACUGGUAUGAAGGAGACGAGGCCGGCGACCUCCCCGUGGAUUUCUCCAUCGUCUGGGAUGGAGAUUUCUUCAUCGACAAGCCUUUAACUAUGAAAGCGUUGCUCUAUAAGUGUGAGGCUCAGCGCUCCAGCUGCGGUCAGUGUCUCAAAGCUCCCGCGGCGUUCGAGUGCGGAUGGUGCGCAGAGACCAGGAAGUGUCUCCUGCGGCAACACUGCCCGACGCCCGAGCAGAACUGGAUGCAUCACGGCCGACACAACCUGCGCUGCAGCCACCCGCGCAUCACCAGGAUCGACCCUCUGACGGGGCCUCGGGAAGGGGGGACGCGGGUGACGAUCGAGGGCGAGAACCUGGGGCUACAGGUGAAGGAGAUCGCUCACGUGCAGGUGGCCGGCGUCCGCUGCAACCCGGUGCCCUCGCAGUACAUCAGCGCCGAGAGGAUCGUGUGUGACAUGGCCGAGGCUCUCCUCCCUCACUCUCCAGGCGGUCCGGUUGAGCUCUGCAUCGGCGUCUGCAGCGCCGAGUAUCGAACCCUCUCCACGCAGACGUACUCCUUCGUGAGCCCAAGUUUCAGCCGAGUCCGUCCAGAGAGGGGACCUGUUUCUGGGGGAACUCGACUGACGGUGACGGGUCGACACCUGGACGCCGGCAGCACCGUCAUAGUCUACAUCGACAAGGAGGAGUGUCUGUUUGUCAAACGGACCAACCGGGAAAUAAUCUGCAUUACCCCCGCCUCCCUGUCGGGCUCUGGCCCCGCCCCCAUCCGCCUGAUGAUUGACAGGGCGGAGGUGACGAGCUCAGAGACCAAAUACGUCUACACGGAGGACCCGACCAUCAGCAGCAUCGAGCCAAACUGGACCAUCCUCAACGGCAGCACGGUGAUAACAGUAACAGGGACGAACCUGUUGACCAUCCAGGAGCCCAAAGUGAGAGCGAAGUACGGAGGAGUCGAGACAAACAACUUCUGCACCGUGAUGAACGACAGCACCAUGACCUGUUUGGCUCCCGGUUUGAUCUACACUAAACCCAACCCACCAGAGGGGGCGCUGCGACCCGACGAGUUCGGCUUCAUCUUCGACCAGGUCUCCGCUCUGCUCGUCCUGAAUUCCACCCCCUUCAUCCACUACCCCAACCCAACCUUUGACCCCCUGGGCAACUCUGGGAUCCUGGAGGUCAAACCGGGGUCACCCAUCAUCCUCAAGGGUAAGAACCUGAUCCCUCCGGCUCCGGGGAGCAAUCGUCUCAACUACACCGUCCUGAUCGGGGAGACUCCGUGUCUGCUCACCGUGUCAGAGAACCAGCUGCUCUGUGAUUCACCUGAUCUGACCGGAGAACAGAGAGUCCUGAUCCUGGUCGGCGGUCUGGAGUACUCCCCGGGAACGCUCCACAUUUACUCGGACAGCGCCCUCACGCUGCCCGCCAUCAUCGGCAUCGGAGCGGGCGGAGGCGUGCUGCUCAUCGCCAUCAUCGCCGUGCUGAUCGCCUACAAGAGGAAGACCCGAGACGCCGACCGCACGCUCAAACGCCUCCAGCUGCAGAUGGACAACCUCGAGAGCCGCGUGGCGCUGGAGUGCAAAGAGGCGUUUGCAGAGCUGCAGACCGACAUCCAGGAGCUGACCAACGACAUGGACGGAGUGAAGAUCCCCUUCCUGGAGUACAGGAACUACACCAUGAGGGUCAUGUUCCCCGGGAUAGAGGAACACCCGGUCCUCAAGGAGCUCGACUCUCCAGCUAACGUGGAGAAAGCUCUGCGUCUCUUCAGUCAGUUACUGAACAACAAGAUGUUCCUGUUGACCUUCAUCCACACGCUCGAGGGUCAAAGGUCGUUCUCCAUGAGGGACCGCGGGAACGUGGCCUCGCUGCUCAUGGCCGCCCUGCAGGGUCGUAUGGAGUACGCCACGGUCGUGUUGAAGCAGCUGCUCGCCGACUUGAUCGAGAAGAACCUGGAGAACAAAAACCAUCCCAAGCUGCUGCUCAGGAGGACGGAGUCUGUGGCCGAGAAGAUGCUGACCAACUGGUUCACCUUCCUGCUGCAUCGCUUCCUCAAGGAGUGUGCGGGCGAGCCUCUCUUCAUGCUGUACUGUGCCAUAAAGCAGCAGAUGGAGAAAGGGCCGAUCGACGCCAUCACAGGAGAGGCUCGCUACUCUCUGAGUGAAGACAAACUGAUCAGACAACAGAUCGACUACAAACAGCUGACUCUGAUGUGUAUCCCUCCGGAGGGCGAGGCGGGGACGGAGGUUCCCGUGAAGGUGUUGAACUGCGACACGGUGACUCAGGUCAAAGACAAACUGCUGGACGCCGUUUACAAAGGGAUCCCGUUCUCUCAGAGACCUCAGGCCGACGACAUGGACCUCGAGUGGCGUCAGGGCCGACUGACCAGGAUCAUCCUGCAGGACGAAGACGUGACCACAAAGAUCGAGAGCGACUGGAAGAGACUCAACACACUCGCACACUACCAGGUAACAGACGGCUCUCUGGUGGCGCUCGUCCAGAAACAGGUUUCUGCCUACAACAUCGCCAACUCGUUCACCUUCACCAGAUCGCUGAGCAGAUACGAGUCUUUACUCCGGACGUCCAGCAGUCCUGACAGUUUGAGAUCCAGAGCGCCGAUGAUCACACCUGACCAGGAGACAGGGACUAAACUGUGGCACCUGGUGAAGAAUCACGAGCACAGCGAUCAGAGGGAAGGAGACCGAGGCAGCAAGAUGGUUUCUGAGAUCUACCUGACCAGACUGCUGGCUACCAAGGGGACGCUGCAGAAGUUUGUGGACGACCUGUUUGAGACGGUGUUCAGCACCGCCCACAGGGGUUCUGCGCUCCCAUUGGCUAUCAAAUACAUGUUCGACUUCCUGGAUGAGCAGGCGGACAAAAGACAGAUCACCGACCCGGACGUCCGACACACCUGGAAAAGCAACUGCCUUCCUCUCAGGUUCUGGGUGAACGUCAUUAAGAAUCCUCAGUUCGUGUUUGACAUCCAUAAGAGCAGCAUCACUGACGCCUGCCUGUCGGUCGUCGCUCAGACCUUCAUGGACUCGUGCUCGACGUCAGAACACCGACUGGGCAAAGACUCUCCAUCCAACAAGCUGCUCUACGCUAAAGACAUCCCCAACUACAAGAGCUGGGUGGAGAGGUACUACAGGGAUAUUUCAAAGAUGCCCAGCAUCAGCGAUCAGGACAUGGACGCCUACCUGGUGGAGCAGUCACGUCUCCACGGCACCGAGUUCAACACACUGAGCGCGCUCAGUGAGCUCUACUUCUACAUCAACAAGUACAAGGAAGAGAUCCUGACGGCGUUGGACCGGGACGGGUACUGUCGCAAACACAAACUGAGGCACAAACUGGAGCAAGCCAUCAACCUAAUGUCUGGGAGCAGCUGAGAGGAAGGGGACGGACGAAUGGACUGACGGGCUGAUGGAUGUCCGGGGGGGGAAGGGAAGAAGAAGAAGAAUGGGGGAGGGGGGAGUGAGGGCAUUUUGUUUUUCUGAACUGUUUCUACAGUCAGCUGAACUGCUCAGUGUCGGACCGAACUGACAGCCACAGCUUCGGCCCCUUUAGCAAUCAAUCCAUCAGCAACUUCCCUGUCAGUUGAUUGAUUGAUUGAUUGGAAGACUGAUUCACUGGCUGGCUGGGACCCCAACUACCUCCAAUUGGUGGGUUUUAGGGGCGGAAAAUCACUUUCCAAACCAAUUUGGAUACAUUUACAACUGGAUUUCAACACGGAAUGGCAUCACUUUGGAGCAAAAAAACAAACCUUCUCGAUGCGUUUGUCGGUUUGGAUUUGAAGUCACUGCAGGUUUAAGUAAGCGAUCAAAGCGACACGGCUGUGCAAAGACCUGGAAACUAGCCUGAGUCAGGUCUCACCAAACAACCGAUGAGGACUUAUCGACCUUAUUUCAGGAUUUGCAGCCUGGACCGCAUCUUUCUUGACGCUAGGGUCGAUGAGCAAAAAGGUCGAGUCAUGUUUCCUUCAGUGCAACGGACUUCACUUUGAGGGACUUGAUCCGGCCUUGCAGGAUCAAGAAACCAUCAGGAUGUUCAGACAGUCUUAGUAAAAACUGAAACAGGUUUAAUCUGUAAGAGAGUCUGGAAGAAUCAGGGCUAAAUAUCUCAUACUGUCGAGUCCAGGCUGAAUGAAGUAAGAGGCCUCUUCACUGAUGUCGUUAUUCUAUUUAUCCUCACUUUGAAUCCUCAAUGGAAGAAUCCAGGAUUCACCACGAGACGUUCAGGUGAAGCCGUUAGGACGGAGGCAAAGUCAAGUCGUCAUCGGGACUAUCUGACCGAUCCUACAACGCUUUGAGUUGCAGCGGUUCAGGAGGUUGUUUUUAAGCUUUAACGCAGGAGAAAGAAGAAUGAAGUGACUUGAUGAAGGAAUGAGGAAUCAGGACUCUGAGCCGCGACCACUUGACCUUGGACUGUUUGGCCGAGCCUCGACAGGAUCUAGAAGUUUCUAAGUUGCUGUAUGAAAUAACCACUCAAUGUUUUCUCUGGACAAUCACUCUGUACCACAGCACACUGAGCCCGAUGCCUACUGACCGACCAGUUCCUGUGUCCAUAAACCCGUCCUGUCCUCCCUCUAAGUCCUUUCCUUAACUCCUCCCAAUUUUACCUUCUAUUUCGUUUCCUAUGUGGUCUCCUUCCCUAACUUUCCCCUUCUUUCCAUACCUACUUAUUUCCUCUUCCCUCAAUUUUUUAUUCCUUCUCCCCUCUCACCCUACUUCGUCAUUGGUCAGUCCUGCUGGCCUCUGGUCAUCCUAUUGGCCAGGAAGACUCUUUAGUAAUGUACUGCCCGACCAAUCAAGACUGUGGAAUUUUGUCAGAUUCGCCAAAUUAAUCCAGAUUACGUUUUGAAUACAUUCCAGCACAGGCACACAGGCAAGGUCUGUAAAGAAGCAGGUUUACUAACUUAUUUUUCUGAUGUAAAGAACUUCAUGAAAAGUGGACUAUAACGGCGUUUUUCACAACCAAAACGACCCCGGGACCCACGGGGGAUCUGGACUCAGCAGCAGUCAUGAAAACGUGGUUUUUGGUUUGGCGUGGAUCUCUUUAACGUCAGACCUUGCACAUACACCCACAUACAGCCAUGCUUUACAGCGCCAUGCCGUACCGCGCCCAGGGGGAAAUACUGUGCAGAGCUACAAGCACCGUGCCAUGUAAAGACCGGACCGGAUCGCGUCAGAGCUGGACCGGACUCGGACCAAAACCCGGAUCAAAAAACGACCUUGAAUGGGAGUUUUAACCCGGAACCAGAACUGAAGAACUUUUUAAGACUUGUGGCCAUAAUUGUAAACAAAAAAAAGAAAGAUGAUAAUAAUAUUAAUAAUAAUAAUGAUGAUAAAGUUAUAAAAGGAAAAAAAAGAUACAAAAAGAAAGGAAAAAAGAAAUAUUGAAAUGUUAACAUGUAAUAAGAACUCUGUGGAUCGACAGUUUGGAGCUGAACUUGUAUAAAACUGAACAUUAUGCUACAUCAGAGUCAGGAGAGAGAGAGUGCCACGAGACGGGGCGAUCGACUGCACCCACACCAAACCAACCCUCGCACCAUAGGACCAGACCGGACUGAACCGGAUCAACCCUGAGCGGACAAGUCGUUCUGAUUGGACCCCAGCAUGCCGACGCUGGAAAUCAAACAAAGACUUUUGGUGCUUUGUUUUUUUUUGUCUGCACAGGAAGUGUCGUGUGUCCGAUGGCGGUUUGGGGGGGCUGAAUUGUUGCAUGUGUAGCGUCUCAUUUUGAUGAUGUCAUCAGGGUUCCUGCACAUCCUGAAGACCAAACGGUGCUUUUCACACUGAUGACUCGACCUCAAAUGUACAGAUCAGCUGUUCACGCUAAAGGUUUAAAAACCCCUCGUGUGCAGCAGAGACGGCGUGCAGAGACGGUGUGCAGAGACGGCGUGCACAGAGGGCGGGAUGGUGCAUGCCUGAAACGAUGUGACCCAGUGUGAAAACGCUCUCGUUCUCUGGAUGGUCGAUGUUCACAUUUCAGAUUGAGGGCUUUCUAACAUGCCAGAGCUGCACUCUUCUUCCCCCUCAGGCGCCUCGUCUCAUUUGUCCCGUGGUGGAACGUUUUCACACGACCGUCGACUCCUUCAGACGUCCAUUUAUGGUCGAAAACAUGCGGAGAAAACGUUGAUGUAAAAAUGUUUUUUAACAUUUUAAAAACAGACUUGUUCUCGCUUAGCGGGGCAGUUUGAGUCCUCAGAGGUUUGCAGAGAGCGUUAAAGCUCCUGUGAGCAACGUUCAGUUUGAGGCGUUUUUGGCGCCUCCUGUGGACAAAGACGUCAUAAAUAAUGAACCUUCUCUCUGACGGUUUUGUUUGAUUUUGUAGAUUUAAAAACGAGGCAUCGAUAUCAAUCUGAGUCGGUCUAACCAGCCAAACGUUCCUCACAGGAGCUUUAACUCGUAUUUAAAGGCAAUAACCGAGCACUAGCUCUCUCCUUUUUUCGAUAUCGACUUCACAGUUUGCUAAUCUGUAUGCAUGGUUUUUGCUCGAGCAUCCAUAUUUCUGCAUCAGUUUCUUUUCUUUAUGUUCGUCUCUCUCUCCACAACGAGACCUCUGGGACGCUGUGGAGAAGUGCAGAAAGUAAAAUCAUGUUUCUGAAAACACCAUCAGGUCUCUGAAUCUCUGGAGGACGGUCACUGCGUCGUGUGAAAAUGUUCCAUCACAGCUGAAGCGUCUCUCUCCCUCUGUCUCUCUCUCUCUCUCUCUGUCUCUCUCUCUCUCUCUCUCUGUCUCUCUCUCUCUCUCUCUGUCUCUCUCUCUCUCUCUCUGUCUCUCUCUCUCUCUCCCUCUGUCUCUCUCUCUCUCUCUCUGUCUCUCUCUCUCUGUCUCUGUCUCUCUCUCUGUCUCUGUCUCUCUCUCUGUCUCUGUCUCUCUCUCUCUCUCUCUCUCUCUCUCUCUCUGUCUCUGUCUCUCUCUCUCUCUCUCUCUCUCUGUCUCUGUCUCUCUCUCUCUGUCUCUCUCUCUCUCUCUGUCUCUGUCUCUCU